Molecule: messenger RNA, 2100 nt
Organism: Colletotrichum siamense
Lineage: Eukaryota; Fungi; Ascomycota; Sordariomycetes; Glomerellales; Glomerellaceae
Gene: sor3-1
Product: Sorbicillinoid biosynthetic cluster transcription factor sor3
Exons: 4
Coding region: 1-2100 (699 amino acids)
Biological process (GO): DNA-templated transcription; positive regulation of transcription from RNA polymerase II promoter by galactose
Cellular component (GO): nucleus
Molecular function (GO): DNA-binding transcription factor activity, RNA polymerase II-specific; zinc ion binding; RNA polymerase II cis-regulatory region sequence-specific DNA binding
Source: RefSeq, a predicted model, not a curated record
AUGGAGCCCAAGCCGAAGCGAAUCAAAAUCGAUGUGGCAUGCGAGGCAUGUCGGAGGAGGAAAGUGAAGUGCGAUGGGGCGCGCCCAGCAUGCGGAAAUUGCUGGAAGAGGACGGACCUGAGAAAUGGCUGUACCUACAGCUCAGAAACCCCAGAAAAGCCGCUUCCUGCUAGGGAAAGGACUUCAGAUGUCAGCCCGGGCAACCCUCAGACGACGUUGCCCAGCAUUCUCCAUACCCCAGAAGCAACCUUUGCGCAACCUCGUCUGCCUCCCGGUCCCCGGCCCAAUGCCACGCCAAAGUCGACGACAUCGUCCGGUCCAGACCUGACAAGGCGAGGCCGGAUGGAUCGCCAUCCCAUCACCCCGUCCGAUGCAAGUCCCUCGGUCGUCGAUUCGAUGACAACUGUGCGGGAGGAUGGCACAGUGACUGGCGAGUACUUCGGUAGCAGCAGUGCAGGCUCCUUCACCAACCAGAUCAAGGCAGCGAUAGAUGCCAAACUGGGAUCGGCAACGGAGACUAGGGGACCAAGGGGCUCUAUCUUCAAAUCAUCACUCCCUUUGAAUGGAGGAGGCCCAGGGGGGCAAGCUGACUACGUGCUUCCAGCGCGUAAGCAGGCAGACCACUUGACGGACCUAUACUGGUACUAUGUUGAUCCUCUGUAUCCCUUUCUGGACCGCCAACGGUUUGACCAUUCGUAUCGCGCUCUCUUCGCUGGUACAUCACUUGAUGCGGAUGAACGAGUAUUCGUGAGCAUACUUAACAUCAUAUUUGCUCUCUCUACCCAACUGAUCGAGUCUAUGCCGCCUGAGCAAAGGGACUCGUCAAGUCAUGGGUACUUCACACGUGCUCAGGACUUACUGCAACUUAGUCUUUGGGAUACAGGGUCUGUUGAACUCAUUCAGUGUUUGCUCAUCAUGAGCCAAUAUUUGCAAAGCACAAACAAUCCUCAUCAGACUUGGAUGAUUGUGGGAUCCUGCGUGAGGAUCGCACAGGGCUUGGGCCUUCACCUUCCGGAGACUGCGUUGGAACUUUCAAGUGAGCCCGAGAGAGACUUGGUCAGACGAAUAUGGCAUGGGUGCAUUCUCAUGGAUCGGAUGAUUGCCAUCACGCAUGGUCGACCAGCAAUGAUCUCAGAUCAUCUGGCAUCGACUGUAGUUCUUCCUCCGAUACCAGACGGAGACGCCCAAGGCGGAAACACCGUUGAGCUGCAUCGUCUCAGGUAUCAGGGCUUCUUCGUGAAGUCGCUAGAAUUGUACGAGGUCAUCAACCAAGCGGUUCUUGCUUUCUACACCACUUCACCUAGAUUAAAGUCACCCACAUCACCCAGUCAUCUAGGCCAGCAUUCUCAAGAACGACAUGAACUUGAUCUAGGUGUUGCCUUGCAGCUGGAUCAGCGCCUCACGAAGUGGGAAAAGAACACACCGUCGUUUCUGGCCAUGGCUGAGCCAGAGACCCAGUUAGAUGAGGUCUUUCGUAGACAGGCUGUCAUUCUUCGGAUACGACUUCUUCAUGCUCGAAUGUUACUGCUGAGACCAAUGCUCACACGCUUCUGUUUGUCUCAAUGCCCCGACUCAACACAAGCCCACGACGACCUCUCGUCUCGCGUCAUGCAGCAGUGCGCUAUGGUCUGCGUCGAGGCAGCGCAAAGCCUCAUCUCAGUCAUUGUCCAAUUCCAACGACACGAUGGCACGCUCGGUCUUCUUCCCGCUUGGUGGUAUCGGGUGUUCUACAUCUACACAGCCGCCACUGUUCUCAUUGCAGCUAGACUACGCCCAACGGUCUUCUCUUCACUCGACAUUUCCAAAUCCUGGAAUCAGGCCAUGGCUCUUCUACACGAUCACGAAAGCCUCGGACCUUCACCCAAGAGAUGUGCUGCGGCACUCCAGAUUUUAUCGACCAAGAUGUUUCAGGAGCAACCGCAAACAACAACAAUCACCAACUCUGAAACCAAUCCAGCCAUGCCAGCUGUUCCCAGCGAACAAGAGACCUUCGACAUGCCAUUCACGUACAUGGCACAAGACGCAGCAUUUGACAUGGAUGCAAUAUCAUUUGAUGUCAAUGACUUCUCCUGGCUAAAUAGUAUGCCAGGAAGUCUCUGA